AUCAACACAUCCACACCACAGCACCCCCUCCUCUCUCCACCACACAUUCAUCAUGGCCGACAUCUACGUUGCAAAGAAGAUCGCUGCGAUCCUCCCCCCGCCCGCGUUCAGCGACAUUGCGAAGUCCUCCAACGACCUCAUCAACAAGGACUUCUACCACGCUGCUGCAGCCCAGCUCGAGGUUAAGCUCAAGGCUCCCAACGGUGUCAACUUCACCGCCAAGGGCACCUCGGCGCAUGAUGGACCUGUCUCCUCCUCGCUUGAGGGCAAGAAGGCGCUUUCCAACGGCAUCAGCAUCACCCAGUCGUGGAACACUGCCAACCUUCUCUCCACCAAGGUUGAGCUCAACGACACCCUCGCCGCCGGCCUGAAGGCUGAAGUCCUCAGCAACUUCAAGCCCGAUGCCGGAAACCAGGGCCAGAAGGUCAACUUCUUCUUCAAGCAGAACAACUUCCACGGUCGCGUCUUCGGUGACCUCAAGGCCUCUGGCGCCGUCAGCGCCAUCGCCGAUGCUGUCCUGAGCCACGAGGGCUUCCUCGUUGGUGGUGAGGUCGGCUACGACGUCCAGAAGGCUGCCAUCACCAAGUACUCUGCUGCCGUCGGAUACACCACCCCCAUCUACAACGCCGCCAUCACCGCCACCAACUCCCUCAGCGUGUUCUCCGCUGCCUACUACCAGAAGGUCAACACCGCUGUUGAGGCUGGUGCCCGCGCCACCUGGGACUCCAAGUCUCAGGGUGCCGUUGGUCUUGAGCUUGCCGCCAAGUACAAGAUCGACCCUGCCUCGUUCGCCAAGGCCAAGAUCAACAACCUUGGCAUUGCGUCCCUUGCCUACAACACCAAGGUUAACAGCGGUCUGACCUUCGGCGUUGGUGGCUCUUUCGAUACCCAGAAGCUCAACGAGUCGGGCCACAAGCUUGGCACCAGCUUCACUUUUGAGGGUUAAGCGCCUCGCGUUGGAUAGUAAAAGUGCGGAGUUUGGGUUAGACGAAGAUGUUUGAGUGGUUCUACAGCGGGUGGCUUCUCUCGCUCGCCGUGCAGACAUGAGCGAUGUACUGCGGCUUUUAGCAUGUAAAACUACUUGUCUCAAUGCAGCUCUAAAUUUGUUCAUACCCAUCUGGCU
Paraphaeosphaeria sporulosa is the source of this 1123-nucleotide messenger RNA. RefSeq lists its product as uncharacterized. NCBI's taxonomy places the organism in Eukaryota, Fungi, Ascomycota, Dothideomycetes, Pleosporales, Didymosphaeriaceae. The record is from RefSeq and is a predicted model, not a curated record. Gene Ontology annotation, molecular function: voltage-gated monoatomic anion channel activity. Gene Ontology annotation, biological process: monoatomic anion transmembrane transport. The coding region runs from base 53 to 946 and encodes 297 amino acids. The transcript is spliced from 6 exons. Gene Ontology annotation, cellular component: mitochondrial outer membrane.